Messenger RNA from Ziziphus jujuba (common jujube), 1031 nucleotides. RefSeq lists its product as uncharacterized. The transcript has 2 exons. Lineage: Eukaryota; Viridiplantae; Streptophyta; Magnoliopsida; Rosales; Rhamnaceae. Bases 148 to 918 code for a protein of 256 amino acids. The record is from RefSeq and is a predicted model, not a curated record.
UAGUUCCUUGAUCAAAUAGGAGCAAUCUCAAAAAGGAAGUAGCAGAAAAGAAAAUAAUAAUAAUAAUAAAAUCCAAAAAUGUAUAAAAAUUGCUUGGAUUGGAAAAUAAAUAAAUAAAAUAAACAGUGGUUAGGUAGGAGCCAGCAAAUGAAAAUGAAACCACCACGACCACGACCACCACCGUCUCUUCACUCCAAUUUCUUCUUCUCCAUUAAACAGGUUGAGAAGAGACUGAAGUUGGAAGACCCAGUAGAAUCCUCGAAACCACCACCAACCCCAACGCCUCUGCCACUGAUAGAAAGCAACAGUUCGGCUGCUGAAUCGUUGAGCUCUCCGCUAUACCUCCAUUUGGAUCAGCCCAACAACCAAAGCAACACAACCACUCUCCCAGAAAGUAGUGAACCCCCUCUUGCAUUCCUCUCCUGUUCCCCUCAAAUCCCACCUCAACAAACUACAACUACCCAAGUAGACAACGCCGAAACCAUCAACAAACCUGAAGUUGAGGCAGUCGAUGAUAUUCAACAUUUAAUUCGACUUCUGGGCUUGUCUGAUGGUCCACAAGAAGCAGAAGAACAAGUGACGGAAAGAGAAAGGGAAGGGAGCGGUUGUUCUGGUUCUGGUAAUGACAGUGAUAGUGAUAGUGGUUGUAAUUCUUGCCAUUGUGAGGGUGGGUUUUAUGCAAAGAUUGCUGGGGUGAAAGGCCCAAAAUGUGGGAAGGAAAUGCAGAGGUUGGAUGGUUGGAUUAAGUACUUGUUGAAUGAUGGUGGGGAAGAGAGAAUAGAGCCAUUGAGGUUGUCACUUUUGCUUCUAGGUAAAGCUGCUGUCAUUUCUGAGGCUGCUAAUGGUGGUUUUGGAGGUUUGGAAUUCCCAUCUGCUAUUCAAGACUUUUUGCUGAAUGAUCCUCCUCCUAAAACUUAAAUCACUUCAACUUAUGUGUCAUUUUUCUUUUGAAUUGAAAUCAUGUAUGUUAAAUUAUGUUACUGUUGAGGAGCUUCACCAUCAAUAACAAUGAUGGAAACUUCUUUUUUUUU